Molecule: messenger RNA, 5192 nt
Organism: Lactuca virosa
Lineage: Eukaryota; Viridiplantae; Streptophyta; Magnoliopsida; Asterales; Asteraceae
Source: the annotation of a GenBank genome assembly
AGCAAUUCCGAACGACGUGGGAGGGAACCCCAGCUAAGCGAGGAGAAAAGAAAAGAAAAGAAACAGUCGCCUUUCAUCAACAAAACACGAAAACUUAGGGAUCCCAUUUUCCUUAAAAAUCUCAAGAAUCCGACUUCCAUAUUCGGCAGCGGCCCAUCAAUCAACUCGAUCUCUGCUCUGCUGCCUGAUUUUUCACUGUUCUUAUUCGAUUUAUACGAACAUCGGAUCAAUUUAUUGUUCUUUUUACGGAUUAAGCUGCUUGGAAGGGAUAUACUCGUUGAUUUGUGUAUUAGCUUGUUAAAUUUAAUUAAUGAAGCAUAGUUAGAAGCUGUAGUUGAUCUGUUGUUACAUUGAAGUGAUUCCAGGCGCUGCCGUUUCCCCGAUCUGAUCCAAGUUUAACUGCAAAUGGCAGCAGUCAGUGUAGGGGUUGGAUCACUUGUUUGGGUGGAGGAUCCAGAUGAGGCUUGGAUAGAUGGGGAAGUUAUUGAGGUUACUGGUGAAAACAUCAAGAUUGCUUCUACUUCAGGAAAGACGGUUGUUGCCAAGUCAUCACAUGUAUAUCCUAAAGAUGCCGAAGCACCACCAUGUGGAGUGGAUGAUAUGACUAAGCUUGCUUAUUUGCACGAACCAGGGGUUCUUGCUAACUUAAGAUCUAGAUACGAUAUAAAUGAGAUAUAUACUUACACAGGGAGUAUAUUAAUAGCUGUAAAUCCUUUCACAAGAUUGCCACAUUUGUAUGAUAGCCAUAUGAUGGCACAAUACAAAGGGGCAGCAUUUGGGGAAUUGAGCCCCCAUCCUUUUGCAGUUGCAGAUGCAGCAUACAGGGUUAUGAUCAAUGAAGGGAUAAGUCAGUCAAUUUUGGUUAGUGGAGAGAGUGGAGCUGGUAAAACUGAAAGCACAAAACAGCUCAUGCGUUAUCUUGCUUACAUGGGAGGUAGAGCUUCAACUGAUGGAAGGAGUGUUGAACAAAAAGUCUUGGAGUCCAAUCCUGUGUUGGAAGCUUUUGGUAAUGCGAAAACUGUCAGAAAUAACAACUCAAGUCGUUUCGGUAAGUUUGUGGAGAUUCAGUUUGAUGAGAAGGGAAGAAUAUCUGGGGCUGCUAUCAGAACAUAUUUGUUGGAAAGAUCUCGUGUUUGUCAACUAUCUGAUCCUGAGAGGAAUUAUCAUUGCUUCUACAUGCUUUGUGCUGCACCACCUGAGGAUUUAAAAAGAUACAAAGUGGGAGAUCCAAAGACAUUUCAUUAUCUUAAUCAAUCAAACUGCUACCAGAUAGAUGGGCUAGAUGAAAGAAAAGAAUACAUUGCUACAAAGAAUGCGAUGGAUGUUGUUGGAAUUCACUCUGAGGAGCAGGAUGGAAUUUUUAGAGUUGUGGCUGCAAUUCUUCAUCUGGGGAACAUAGAAUUUACAAAAGGAAAGGAAAUGGAUUCAUCUACACCCAAAGAUGAAAAAUCUUGGUUCCAUCUAAAAACUGCUGCAGAGCUGUUCAUGUGUGAUGUGAAAUCUUUAGAGGAUUCUCUAUGCAAACGUGUAAUUGUAACACGUGAUGAGACCAUCACCAAAUGGCUGGAUCCAGAAGCUGCUGCUAUCAGUAGAGAUGCAUUAGCAAAAGUUGUUUACUCAAGAUUGUUUGACUGGCUUGUUGAUAGGAUUAAUAACUCAAUUGGUCAAGAUCCAGACUCAAAAUACAUAAUCGGAGUGCUGGACAUUUACGGAUUCGAGAGUUUUAAGACAAACAGCUUCGAGCAAUUUUGCAUCAAUCUGACAAAUGAAAAACUCCAACAACAUUUCAAUCAGCAUGUCUUCAAAAUGGAGCAAGAAGAGUAUACAAAAGAAGAAAUCAAUUGGAGCUACAUUGAAUUUAUUGACAACCAAGAUAUCUUGGAUCUCAUUGAGAAGAAACCUGGUGGCAUUAUAGCUCUUCUAGAUGAAGCUUGUAUGUUUCCCAGAUCAACACAUGAAACAUUUGCACAAAAGCUGUAUCAAACUUUUAAGAACCAUCAGCGUUUCACCAAGCCAAAGUUGGCUCGUUCUGACUUCACCAUUUGUCAUUAUGCUGGAGAUGUCACAUAUCAAACGGAUUUGUUUCCAACUUCAUCUGAUGAAUCCUCCAAAUCAUCAAAGUUCUCUUCAAUUGGUACGAGAUUCAAGCAACAACUACAACAACUGCUUGAAACUUUGAGUUCAACAGAGCCUCAUUACAUACGUUGUGUAAAGCCCAACAAUCUUCUUAAGCCUGCUAUCUUUGAAAACCAUAAUGUUCUACAACAACUUCGAUGUGGGGGAGUCUUGGAGGCUAUCAGGAUCAGUUGUGCUGGAUAUCCCACCAGAAAACCGUUUGUUGAGUUUGUUGAUCGGUUUGGCAUCCUGGCUCCUGAAGUUUUGGAUGGAAACAAUGAUGAAGUCCUUGCUUGCAAGAGGCUUCUUGAAAAAGUUGGACUUGAAGGGUAUCAGAUUGGUAAAACAAAGGUGUUUUUAAGAGCUGGACAGAUGGCUGAGCUGGAUGCUCGCAGGACUGAGGUGUUAGGUAGAUCAGCCAGCAUCAUUCAAAGAAAAGUCCGUUCAUAUAUUGCUAGAAAAAGUUACAUAUUGUUGCGUCGAUCUAUCUUGCAAAUUCAAUCUGUUUGCAGAGGUCAACUUACUCGCCAAGUUUAUGAAAGCAUGAGAAGAGAAGCUGCUUCUAUACGGAUUCAAAGAAAUUUGCGAAUGUAUCUUGCCAGAAAAGCAUACAAGGAGCUUCACAUUUCUGCUGUUUCUAUCCAAACUGGCUUAAGAGGAAUGUCUGCACGUAAUGAGCUUCGCUUUAGAAGGCAGACAAAAGCAGCAAUCUUUAUUCAGAGCCAUUGUCGCAAGUUUUUGGCUCGCUUGCACUUUGUGAAAGCAAAGAAGGCUGCAGUUACCAUACAAUGUUCAUGGAGAGGAAAGGUUGCUCGUAAAGAACUGAAAAAGCUUAAAAUGGCUGCAAGGGAAACUGGUGCACUGCAAGCUGCGAAAAAUAAACUAGAAAAGCAAGUUGAAGAGCUGACAUGGAGACUGCAACUUGAGAAGCGAAUGAGGGCUGAUUUGGAAGAAGCCAAAACACAGGAAAAUGCAAAACUCCAAUCUGCUUUACAGGAUAUGCAAUCUCAAUUCAAAGAGACCAAAGAGUUGCUCAUGAAGGAACGUGAAACUACCAAAAAGGUAGUUGAAACUGUUCCUGUCAUUCAGGAAGUCCAAGUUGUUGACCAUGAGCUCACGAAUAAGCUUACUUCUGAAAAUGAGAAGCUCAAGGAUUUGGUUAGCUCUCUGGAGAAGAAAAUUGAUGAUACAGAGAAAAAGUAUGAAGAAACAAAUAAACUCAGUGAGGAGAGAUUGAAACAAGCUUUGGAUGCAGAGACGAAAAUUAUUCAGUUAAAAACUGCCAUGCAGAGUCUUCAAGAAAAGGUUUCUGACAUGGCAUCUGAGAAUCAAAUUCUUCGACAGAAAGCAUUUUCUACAACUUCUGCACGUAUGGCUGACUACCCACAAACUCCUGAAGCUAAGAGCAUGGCGAAUGGUCACUUUGCAAGUGAGGAGACACAAACACCUGCUGCUAGGAAUUUGAAUAAUGAAUUUGACAGCAAGGCUAAAAGACCACCAGUUGAUCGUCAACAUGAAAACGUUGAUGCUCUUAUUGAAUGUGUUAAGAAAGACAUUGGAUUCAGUCAAGGCAAACCAGUUGCUGCAUUUACUAUAUACAAAUGCCUUAUCCAAUGGAAAUCUUUUGAAGCCGAAAGGACUAGCGUGUUUGAUCGUCUCAUUCAGAUGAUUGGUUCAGCCAUCGAGGAUCAAGAUAAUAAUGAACACAUGGCAUAUUGGUUAUCGAAUUCGUCUACUUUGUUGUUCUUACUGCAAAGGAGUAUUAAAUCUGAUGGUGCUAAUUCAGUUCGUAAACCUCCACCUCCAACUUCACUGUUUGGGAGAAUGACAAUGGGAUUUCGUUCAUCCCCCUCUACAGUGAACCUUGCUGCAGCUAAUGCAGCUCUAGAGGUAGUACGCCAGGUGGAGGCCAAAUACCCUGCCCUUCUUUUUAAGCAGCAGUUAACCGCAUAUGUGGAGAAAAUGUAUGGCAUUAUCCGUGACAAUUUGAAGAAGGAAUUGGGAUCAUUCCUCACGUUAUGUAUUCAGGCACCACGAGCAUCCAAGGGAGUACUACGAUCUGGGCGCUCCUUUAGCAAAGAUUCACAAUCUAAUCAUUGGCAAGGCAUCAUUGACUGCCUCAACACUCUCCUCACUACAUUGAAAGAAAAUUUCGUUCCCCCAAUCAUUGUUCAGAAAAUAUUUACUCAGAUUUUCUCAUACAUCAACGUACAACUAUUCAACAGUCUUCUUUUGCGCCGGGAGUGUUGUACCUUUAGCAAUGGAGAAUAUGUGAAAGCUGGGUUAGCUGAGUUGGAGCUAUGGUGUGCUCAGGCUAAAGAAGAGUAUGCGGGGUCAGCUUGGGAUGAACUUAAGCACAUUAGACAAGCUGUUGGGUUCUUGGUUAUACACCAAAAAUACAGAAUAUCAUAUGACGAAAUCAUCCAUGAUCUAUGCCCCAUUCUAAGUGUCCAGCAGUUGUAUAGAAUAUGCACGCUUUACUGGGAUGACAACUAUAACACCCGAAGUGUAUCUCCUGAUGUGAUUUCAAGCAUGCGGGUAUUAAUGACAGAGGACUCCAACAGUGCUGCCAGCAGUUCAUUUUUACUCGAUGACAAUUCCAGCAUACCUUUCUCUGUUGAUGAUCUGUCAAGUUCACUGCAAGUAAAAGAGUUUGCAGAUGUGAAACCGGCACUAGAACUCAUCGAGAAUCCAGCCUUCCUAUUUUUACACGAGUAAAGGCCACGGAAACAUGAACAUACACUACCCACUACCCACACACAUAUCAUAUCAUAUCAUAUAUAUAAAUAUAUUAUUCCUUAUGUUUGCAAAUAUAGCAUACGCUUUGAUUGUUGUAAAAAGGUCAAUUCUUUAUUAUUUUUUUCUUCUUGCUUCUGCCCUUUUCAAACUGUAACAUUGUUGUUACUUUCCUUUAGCAUGCCAUAUUUUUGGGUUUUUCUGCUAUGGUCAGCAGUAUUCUUUAAUCUUUAUACAAGAUAGGAGAGGGGUAUUCGUUUUGUUAUGUUAUCUGCUCAAAUGUCUGGAUUUUUAUAUUCUACACUUUUUCACUUCUUGUAAUGAAAUAUAUCAUCAGCUAC